Salvia miltiorrhiza (redroot sage) is the source of this 444-nucleotide messenger RNA. RefSeq lists its product as uncharacterized. Bases 1 to 444 code for a protein of 147 amino acids. The transcript has a single exon. Lineage: Eukaryota; Viridiplantae; Streptophyta; Magnoliopsida; Lamiales; Lamiaceae. The record is from RefSeq and is a predicted model, not a curated record.
AUGGCACUGCCCACUGACUCCCGCCUCAGCCGUCACCCUCUGCCGCCGCCCUGCCGCCCUUCUCCACCACCAUCACCAGAUCCGCCACCCUCUGUCGCCCGCCGCCGCCGUUGCCUUCCCCCACCACCACCAGAUCCACCACCCUCUGUCGCCCCCUCCACUGCCUUCCCCCACCACCACACCAGAUCCGCCGCCGUUGCCUUCCCCACCAUCACCAGAUCCGCCACCCUCUGUCGCCCCCUCCGCUACCUUCCCCCACCAUCACACCAGAUCCGCCGCUGUUGCCUUCCCCCACUAUCACCAGAUCCGCCACCCUCUGUCGCCCCCCGCCGCCGUUGCCUUCCCCCACCACCACCAGAUCCGCCACCCUUUGUCACCUCCUCCGUUGCCUUCCCCCAGCACCACACCAGAUCCGCCGCCGUUGCCUUCCCCCACCACCACUAG